AUCCUCCACAGGUGUGCAGGGGGAGGGAACCAGGAGGAGGGUACAGGAAGAAGGGAGGGGGCGUCUACUUUACUUGCUCCCACCUUUCUCACAGCAUCUGUUUGCUCGCUUUCUUUCUGCGAGGCGCUGCUUGGACUUGUUUGGGAUUUGUUGACGCUUCUCUCACAGUUGGCGCGGCGCAGGAAAAAAGAGUGCUGUUUUUUUCACCUGUGUCUUGUUCGUUGCAGCUUUUAUUUCCUUGUAUUCAAGGUCUUUACAUGAAGGAACUUUUGUGAAGAAUCUACUCGUGGCCAGUGAAACAACGCCAAGAUUGUUCACAAACUUGGAUGAGACGCUUAACUAUGGAUCCAGACCAGCCGUUCAGACUCGCACUUCCUGGAAUGCUCCGAUUAUGUGGGAACUGAUGUUUGAUGCUAAUUUUUACGAUCAAAAGCACCAUGAGUUGAACACGAGCGUGGCCGUCACAGUGUUCGCUGUUGGAAGGUACCUGGAGGCAUACCUCAACACUUUCCUAAUCUCCGCAGAAAAGCAUUUUAUGUUGGGAUUUCCGGUGACCUAUUAUGUGUUCACGGAUUUGCCAGGAAAUGUAACAAAAAUCACCCUAGCGCCGCAGCGAAAGCUAAAAAUCAUCCAGGUGGAGAGGUACAGCCGAUGGCAGGACAUCUCCAUGAUGCGAAUGAAGCUGAUUUCAGAGGUGAUCGAAAAGGAGCUGCGGUACAGCUUCAGCCACGUCUUCUGUUUUGACGUGGAUCAGGAAUUUAAGGGGCGGUUUGGCUCCGAGGCUCUCGGAGACUCCGUGGCCAUGCUCCAUGCCCACUUUUACAAACUUCCAAAGAACAGGUUCACCUACGACCGAAACCCCAAAUCCAAAGCUUACAUGAGUGAAGGUGAUUACUACUACCAUGCAGCCAUCUUUGGAGGCAAGUGUCAAAAUGUGAAGACAUUGGCUGAUUUCUGCUAUUUGAACAUCAUGGAGGAUAAAAUGAACAAUGUGGAAGCUUUAUGGCACGAUGAAAGUCACCUAAAUAAAUACUUUUGGCUUCAUAAACCUACAAAGUUGCUCUCCCCUGAGUACUGCUGGGACAUGUUGAUUGGUGAUACAAGUGACAUACUCAUCAAGCGUGUUCUAUGGGCACCGAAACAAUAUGAGAAACUUCGUAUCUGACAGAUUUGAAAAAACAAAUGAAUAAAAACAWAAGCGAGAAGUGUGAGAUUGUUUACGACUUUUACGGGUGAUUGAAGGUGACACGUAGGGUUGUGUCAAUCAUUUGUGUUUGCACUGUAUGAACAUAUCAGAYGAAUUAUCAGUGGUUUUGUACAUGAAGGCUCUGAAUUAAAGGGAAUUUUCUGAAUAGCCGCUUCAUGUCAUAAUAAUGAAAUUAUGAAACUUAAACCUUUUCAAGUUGGACAAAAACUUCUGAAAACCGAGUUAGAUGUCGGCAAAAAAAAACAGUAUUGGCUUCAUUUGAAUGACUUUGUUGCAGGAUCUAUUUUAAGAUUGUAUUGUUAGUUUUUAAGGCUCUUAAUCAAGCUCUAUCUUUUCUGAUAUUUUGUCUCACAACGCUCUAUUUUGAGCACUGAGUUCAAUCAAUCAGAUGUUUUUCAACGUUCCCAAAUUUAAACUUAAUGGAGUUUGUGCUUUUGCCAUUUCUGUUCAUGUUUUUUUGAAAAAAUGUACAUCUAUUUAUAAGACCUGCUCAAACUUUAGCUAAAUAAUGUUAAGGUCCCACUUUUGCAUUCUCCUCCAACAGAGCUCAACAACUUUAUUUGUAAAUGUGUUUUAUUUUUUUGAAUAGUUCUCUAAUUUGGUUACUACUUUGCAUAUUUUGAGAUUUUUAUUAUUACAUCUGUAUUAUUAUUAUUGGUGUGCACUGUGGUACAGCUUUUAAAGGGAAGUAAAUACAUUAUUUAAAAAGUAAUACGCAUCCAUUCUAGUUU
Austrofundulus limnaeus is the source of this 1938-nucleotide messenger RNA. RefSeq names its product N-acetyllactosaminide alpha-1,3-galactosyltransferase. Gene Ontology annotation, molecular function: hexosyltransferase activity. Lineage: Eukaryota; Metazoa; Chordata; Actinopteri; Cyprinodontiformes; Rivulidae. Gene Ontology annotation, cellular component: membrane; Golgi apparatus; vesicle. The record is from RefSeq and is a predicted model, not a curated record. Gene Ontology annotation, biological process: carbohydrate metabolic process.